GCGAAACGGUCCUCUCGAACUCCGAGCUCGCCCUAAUCUCCAGACUGAUCGUCAACCCUCGAGCUGUUCGAUCGGAAACCAGCGAUCUCGUUGGUUCGCCGCGAAGUUUUCGUUCGGGAAGCCGUCUUCUUUCAGAUCCUUUCUCGCAUUUUCGUGAAAAAAUCUUUCUUUUUUUUUUGCUUGAAUUUGUCUCGGGUUGUCGAGAAAUUGCGGGCCGAAAUGUCUCUUCCGUGGACUCCUUGGAGACGUGAACCACCUGCUCCUCGGGGAAUUGCUUGGUUCUAGUCGUCUUGGUUCCCGGUCCGCAGGAGGGAAGAGGCGGAAGGCCAUCGGCCAUCGGCCAUGGCGUUUGGCUGGAUGGCGCAGCAGCUCGUGCCCCUGGGAAAAGCGUUGGCGACUUCCGAUCACGCCUCGGUGGUCUCCAUUAACCUCUUCGUGGCGCUUAUCUGCGGGUGCAUCGUGAUCGGGCACCUUCUCGAGGAGAGGCGCUGGAUGAAUGAGUCCAUUACCGCCCUCGUCAUCGGGGUGUGCACCGGAGUCCUCAUACUGCUGACGACGAAAGGGAAGAGCUCGCACAUCUUCAUCUUCAGCGAAGACCUCUUCUUCAUCUACCUUCUUCCGCCCAUUAUAUUCAAUGCCGGGUUUCAAGUAAAAAAGAAACAAUUUUUUCGCAACUUCAUGACAAUCAUGCUGUUUGGUGCAGUUGGGACAUUAAUAUCCUUUUUCAUAAUUUUCUUUGGGGCAAUUGCAUUACUCAGAAACAUGGAUAUUGGUUCAUUAGACAUUGGAGAUUUUCUUGCAAUAGGGGCGAUAUUUUCUGCAACCGAUUCUGUCUGUACCUUGCAGGUUCUUAAUCAAGAUGAAACACCCUUCUUGUAUAGCUUAGUAUUCGGUGAAGGUGUUGUCAAUGAUGCCACAUCGGUUGUACUCUUCAACGCAAUUCAGAAUUUUGAUCAUGCUCAUGUUGAUGCCAUUAUCAUAUUGAAGAUUGUGGCAGACUUCGGUUAUUUAUUUCUCAGUAGCACCCUCCUUGGAGCAUUUGGUGGAUUGCUAAGUGCAUACAUUAUCAAAAAGUUGUACAUUGGAAGGCAUUCCACCAAUCGUGAAGUUGCACUUAUGAUACUCAUGGCAUACCUUUCCUAUAUGCUGACUGCAUUGUUAAAUUUAAGUGGUAUUCUCGCAGUAUUCUUCUGUGGUAUAGUCAUGUCACACUAUACCUGGCAUAAUGUGACAGAAUGCUCAAGAGUUACUACCAAGCAUGCUUUUGCAACAUUGUCAUUUAUUGCAGAGACUUUUCUUUUUCUUUACGUUGGAAUGGAUGUGUUGGACAUUGAAAAAUGGAAGUUUGUUAGCAACAGCCCUGGAAAAUCACUUAGUGUUAGCUCCAUUCUGUUAGGCUUGGUUUUGGUUGGUAGGGCUGCUUUUGUUUUUCCACUCUCAUUCCUGUCUAACUUAACAAAGAAUUCUCCACAUGAAAGAAUUAUCUUCAAGCAACAAGUUACAAUAUGGUGGGCAGGUCUCAUGAGAGGUGCAGUGUCAAUAGCACUUGCUUACAAUCAGUUUACAAGAUCUGGCCACACUGAACUACGAGGAAAUGCAAUUAUGAUCACCAGCACUAUCACAAUUGUCCUCUUCAGCACUGUGGUAUUUGGAUUGGUGACAAAACCACUUGUGAGCUUCUUAUUGCCUCAUAGUGCAAAGCAUCUCAGCAGCAUGUCCUCUGAACCAUCAAGUCCCCAGUCCCUCCUGUCAUCGCUUCUUGAACAUGGACGGGGAUCAGAAGUCGACGGUGGAGGAGAAAUUCUAACUCGACCAUCCAGCCUCCGAAUGCUCCUGAGCAAACCAACUCAUACGGUUCACUACUACUGGCGCAAGCUUGAUGAUGCAUUCAUGCGUCCAGUGUUCGGUGGGAGAGGUUUUGUUCCAUUUUCUCCUGGUUCACCCACCGAGCAGAGCCUCCAAGGCCGUAUUUAAGCAAAAAAGGACAUGACAACAAGUGAAAAGAAAGUAAAUAGGAGGGGGAAAAACCAAAAAUAAGUAGGUUCAUGACAUUUAUGAAUUAAAUUGCUUUCAGUGGUACAGUUAUCAAAGCAGCACCAGAUCUGUGUAAUUAUCAGGCCUUUCUGUAUAUUUACCAGCUUUUUCAACCAAGCGUGAUGGCUAAUUGUGUGAAUCAACGGUUCCUCUUGUACUAGGAUGAAUUACCAUCACGGCACGAUCAUCGGUAGGUAAAACUAACGUUUCUGCAUAUUUACAUGGCAGAUUGCAGUGCGGUGUGAGGGUUAUGUAAUUCUUUGUUCUCUUCUCAUCUGUAAUUGUUGUGCGGUGUCAUAUAGGUUCUUUAGUUUACGGUGCUGUAUUUAUAUUUCUGUAAUCUGGGUGGCGUUUUAUCUUUUUUUUUUUUUAACUCUGGAAUCGAGGUUCAUCUGUUCCAUAUGUAGUCUUUCUAUAAUUGACAUUAGAUGUGGACAUGAAAAUUAUGCAAAAAAUAUGUCUAUGUUAUUUUGUUGUGUUCA
This is a messenger RNA of Musa acuminata AAA Group (dessert banana), 2516 nucleotides long. RefSeq names its product sodium/hydrogen exchanger 1-like. Gene Ontology annotation, biological process: sodium ion import across plasma membrane; potassium ion transmembrane transport; proton transmembrane transport. Gene Ontology annotation, molecular function: potassium:proton antiporter activity; sodium:proton antiporter activity. The transcript has 14 exons. The coding region runs from base 343 to 1974 and encodes 543 amino acids. Lineage: Eukaryota; Viridiplantae; Streptophyta; Magnoliopsida; Zingiberales; Musaceae. Gene Ontology annotation, cellular component: plasma membrane. The record is from RefSeq and is a predicted model, not a curated record.